Molecule: messenger RNA, 1505 nt
Organism: Prunus persica (peach)
Lineage: Eukaryota; Viridiplantae; Streptophyta; Magnoliopsida; Rosales; Rosaceae
Product: golgin candidate 5-like
Exons: 3
Coding region: 453-1103 (216 amino acids)
Source: RefSeq, a predicted model, not a curated record
AGGGAAAUAGCUCAAAAUACCACCAAUUUUAUAAUUUUAUGUCAAAAUACCACCCCUUCUCAAAAUUUUUAAAACUAUGACCUAUAAAUACAUUUUUAUUGUAAAUUGAUUGCACCCAUAUCACAUUUUCAGAAAACCUGAGGGGAACUACGGGUUUAGAAUGACUUCGCCUCCGCCUCUUUUCUCGUUCGAUCGUCUACGGCCUCCGCUUCCUCUCUCCUUCGUUCUUCUACGCCCCUGCCUCCGCCUCUGCUUUUUCGAUUGUCUGCCUUCCUCCUCCUCCUCUGCUUUUUCGAUUGUCUACCUUCCUCCUCCUCCUCCUACUUGGCUCUUCUCCUCAGCUAUCAGCUAUUUCAUACCCAGAAGUGUUGGAUCCUGAGCAAGCAGUGAAAGGGCUAUCUGGUUGUAGGAAACUCCGCUCUCAAACAUAGGCAAUGAACAAUUGAGUUGACAUGCUGCUGGGAGAAUUGUUUGCAAUGCAGAGAAGACUUGUCUCUUACUUUUGUGAUGAUGAACUGGCUUCAGGAUUAUGGCCUUCGUAUACUGAAGGGAAAUUGCUAUUUGAUCCUGUUAUAUCUUUUAUGGGACAAACAAAUGAGGGAAGUAGUGUUGAUUCAUCACAGAAAGCUGAGUCUUCAGAGCAUCCGCCAAAGGUUGACAAAUCAUCAGGGGAAUCUGAAUCUCCACAAAAACUCUCUACUGUUGAGGCAAAGGAAGGGGUCAAAAUAGAAACUUUACAACACUCUUCAACUGAACAGAUGGCUGAUAAGGAGGAAACUGAAGUUGUCAAGGAAGAAACAGAUGAUAAGCAUGCUGCGACGGUGGAGGAAACAGAGACAGUGAUAGCAGAGCCUGAAAAAUCUGAAUCUGAAUCAUCUUCACUGCCAGUUGAGCCCUUUGAACCCACUGUUAAGAAUGAUGGCCCAUCAGAAUCUGUGGGUUCUCAAGAUGACAACAAGAUUUCAGUAGUGGGACCCUCAGUAAAUCCAGAAACAAUGCAGGGUAAGUCAAGAGCUGUUGAGGUAGAUCAAGUUGAGGAGGGUCAUACUGUUCUCCGCGUGAGGCACAUGAUGUUGAUGUGGAUGAACAAAAGACACAGGUAGAGCAGAAGGAUGGACAUAUGACUCAGGCUGGAGAGAUUGUUGAAACAGUUGCUAUGGUUGAAGCUGAGACUCCAACUGAUAGCCAGCCUGGAGGUUUUCCUCUUUGCUAAUUUAGAAUCAUGUGCAGUUAUGAUUUUAGAUCUGUAGAUAACCUGUUGUUGCUGAUAUUGCUACACGGGAGGAGAACAGAACAACUUGGAAAAUGUGCAAGAAGGGAGAGCUAACUCAUACAACGAAGAACAAAUUGAUGAAGUUAAGAUCAAAUUAGUAGAAUUUGUGAGCUCUCCAUUAUUUAUAAUUAUAGGUAGGAAGUAUGUAUGUAAUAGAGCAAAGAUUGGUUGACUAUGUAAUAACAAUUGAAUUGUCAAGUUUUAUGAAAGAAAUAAUUUUUGCUUCUUGGGA